Clarias gariepinus (North African catfish) is the source of this 1445-nucleotide messenger RNA. It is a transcript of the gene tyw5, whose product is annotated as tRNA-yW synthesizing protein 5. The record is from RefSeq and is a predicted model, not a curated record. Lineage: Eukaryota; Metazoa; Chordata; Actinopteri; Siluriformes; Clariidae. Bases 128 to 1117 code for a protein of 329 amino acids. Gene Ontology annotation, biological process: wybutosine biosynthetic process. Gene Ontology annotation, molecular function: 2-oxoglutarate-dependent dioxygenase activity; tRNA binding. The transcript has 8 exons.
AAGCACGAACUACACCCUAAAUAGUGCACUAAGUGUGGUAUUGGAAUUGUGCCGGGCAAAAGUGAGAAAAGCGAAGUUGUAGAGCUGUAGAUGAGUGGAGAAGGUGGAGGAAGAAGAGGAUUUCUGUAUGGAAUGUCAGGAAAGAGUCGAGGUGUCUGUCUUUACAGAUGUGGAUCAGGAGCUUUUCAUAAAGGAGAUCUAUCCUCUGAGAAAACCGGCAUUGCUCAAGGGAGUACCUUUGGGACCGUGCGUGGAAAAAUGGACAGUGGAUUACCUGGCAGCAAAGGGGGGUGACCGGGAGGUCAAAGUUCAUGUGUCUUAUGUUCCGCAGAUGGACUUUCUGCAUAAGAAUUUUAUUUACAGGACUUUACCAUUUGACAAGUUUGUCCAGAGAGCUGCAGCAGAAGAAGAGCAUGAAGAGUUCUUUAUUAGUAAGGAUGAGAGCUACUACCUGAGAUCGCUUGGAGAAGACGCUCGCAAGGAGCCCGCUGACCUGAGGAAGCAGUUUCCUGACCUGGCACAAGACUUCCGUAUGCCUCAGUUUUUUGCACCUGAGCAGUUUUUCUCCAGCGUUUUCCGCAUCAGCUCACCUGGCUUGCAGCUAUGGACACACUAUGACGUGAUGGACAACCUGCUGGCUCAGGUGACCGGGAGGAAGCGCGUCGUCCUCUACAGCCCCCAGGAUGCCUUACACUUGUACCUGACAGGCGAUAAGUCUGAAGUUUUGGACGUGGAUUCUCCGGAUUUGGAGCUCUAUCCGGAUUUCGUGAAGGCAUGUCGAUACGAGUGUAUUUUAGAACCAGGUGAUCUGCUCUUCAUCCCAGCCCUUUGGUUUCACAACACGCUGGCUCUUCAGUUCGGUAUUGGAGUCAACGUGUUCUGGCGCCACCUACCCCUGGACAGCUAUGAUAAGAAGGACCCGUAUGGCAACAAGGAUCCAGUGGCAGCGGCGCGGGCGCUGCAGGUCCUGGAGCGGUCGCUGGGAGCGCUGGAUGAGCUGCCGGAGGAAUACCGGGACUUCUACGCCCGUCGCAUGGUGCUGCGUAUUCAAAGCCGGGCGUACUCCAGUGCAACCUAUAAAAUAAAGACACAGACUACAGUUGCUGAUGACAAUUAAGUCUGGGACAUUUUUAUUAAAGUCAUUACAGUGAUCCCCUGUGAUAUGUGGACUUGUUAAUACCAUUAUAAAGAUGUGCACUGGGCGUUUUUUUUUUAUUUUUUACUUUCUCUGUAAAUUCAAACAAGUUCAUAAGUGAGCAACUUUUUAAAUAAGGUGCCACAACAGCAUAGUGAUAAUAAAUCACUGAGACAAUGAGAAUGACAUGACAGUUAACAUAAAGGUUUACCUUGCCAUCUAUAACGUGUUGUACAAUACUGUGAAACCCAGCAAAAUAGCAGCCCUCUUUUUCUCUAAUAAAAUGGCAGAUAAGUCACUGGGACAUGAA